AUGGGUUUAUUUAUUUUCCUCAUUUUUUGGGAAUCAUUGGACGCGCGAGUAUCUUAUUCAAUUUCAUGUCUAUCGGCUCUAUUUAUCACCGCCGUCGCCGCCACCAUUCCGCUUCAUCAGAUAAACCGCCAUCGUAGCGUAGAGUCGUUGUGUAUAGUCGGCGGCGGUAGAAGAUUACGUGCAUUCCACUCGCAGACCUCCCGGGCGGGAAGUGAUCGGUGGUGCGGUGGAAGAAGGACCGGCGGCGGAGGCGACGUGGAACUAGUGGCCGUCAUGGUGGUGCGGUGA
This is a messenger RNA of Macrosiphum euphorbiae (potato aphid), 288 nucleotides long. Lineage: Eukaryota; Metazoa; Arthropoda; Insecta; Hemiptera; Aphididae. The record is from the annotation of a GenBank genome assembly.